AUGCCUGACCACUGCCAGCAAGACAGAACAAGUCCAAAACCUGGAGACCUCAUUGAAAUUUUUCUUGGCGCCUUUGAGCACUGGGCAGUCUAUGUGGGGAAAGGCUAUGUGGUGCAUCUGAUUUCACCAAGUGAAGUGGAAGGACCUAGCGUGAGCUUCUUCAGUUCCGUCGUGGGUAACAGAGCCAUAGUGAAGAAGGAGCUGCUGUCGGUGGUGGCUGGAGGAGACACAUACUGGGUCAAUAACAAGAAUGAUAACAAGUAUGAGCCACUGCCACCCAGUGAAAUUGUCCAGCAGGCAGAGAAAAUGGUGGGGAAAUACGUGCCCUAUUCAUUGACCAACAACAACUGUGAGCACUUUGCGAACAAGCUGCACUAUGGAGUUUCUUUCAGCAACCAG
This is a messenger RNA of Urocitellus parryii (Arctic ground squirrel), 399 nucleotides long. The record is from RefSeq and is a predicted model, not a curated record. Lineage: Eukaryota; Metazoa; Chordata; Mammalia; Rodentia; Sciuridae.